AUGGCACAGGCUCCCUGUGCUCAAUACCGCCUCAAAGUGACAGCAGGCACCGAAAAUGAUUCUGCCACUCACCAGGAAGUUGAAGUUAAUGGGCAAACCAACACUUUAGUAGGUGACUGGAGUACUGCUAACGUUGCUGUCCGUGUCCAGAAUUAUCAUGGAUCUCCAUCUUCAUCCCCUCGGACCAGUACCUACUUUAAUCACCCUCUUCAUCGAGAUGACUUGAUCUCAAUUUCCUUCUCCAUUGUCUUCCAUCACGACAUCAAUGGCAGUGACCUAGUUUUCGGUAAUGACUUCGACUAUCCAAUUCGCCACAAACUCCCCAAUGCAUUCAAGGUCAUGGAAAUGGUGGUCAAGAAACACAUUGACCCAUCCAUCGAGAUCGAUGCAUAUAGUGACACCCCUUCAAUCUUCAGCCCUGUUCUCGCAAGCGCUUCCCAAUUUCGCAUCAGCUUCGAAGAUCCACCUGAGAACUGCAGACUACACCACCACGACAUCGUCUUAGAAGGGUUCGAUACCAGAGGCGGCCAGGAGAUUUUCAAGAGGCAUGGUAUACCAGGCACAGCAAAGGAUCGCCGUGCGCAUUUCCAGAACCAAGAGAAUCGGGAAAGGUUCUGCUUUUUCAGAGGCGUCCAGUACUGUGCUGACUUUUCGAAUGCUUAUUUGAACGUCACUGACCUUUGUCUGAACUUGCCCGGGUACCCAUGGCCUGUCCACCACUUGGUGGACAGUGAGACCCACGAGCUCAGAUAUACCCUGAAAGACAAGUUAACUGGGCAAAUAUUUUUGGUUGUGUUGUUCUCGCUCGACCUUAACGAGGCCGAGGCUAGUAAUUUUGAGGGUGAGCUGAAGGAGGACACUGAGCAGUGGAAGAGGACGAUGCGUGGAUGGCUAAUGUAG
Penicillium angulare is the source of this 900-nucleotide messenger RNA. RefSeq names its product DUF1769 domain-containing protein. Lineage: Eukaryota; Fungi; Ascomycota; Eurotiomycetes; Eurotiales; Aspergillaceae. The transcript is spliced from 3 exons. The record is from RefSeq and is a predicted model, not a curated record. Bases 1 to 900 code for a protein of 299 amino acids.